GGUUCAGCUUCAUGUAAAAUAUUGUACAUAUCAGACCCUAAUGUGAAAUUAAACACCCUUCCUACUCGGGUAUUUGGGAGGGGAAGGAGCUGCCAUGGAACAGGAGAGCUGGAGGUGCAGAAGACAAAGGAGGGCCAGCAGCACCCAGGGAAAAGUUGACAUUCGAAGAUGUGUCUAUGGUAUUCUCUAAGGAUGAAUGGACCUGCCUGGAUGUUGCUCAGCAAAAUUUGUAUCGGGAUGUCAUGUUAGAGACCUACAGAAACCUGGUCUUCCUUGGGCUUGCUGUCACUAAGCCAGAUCUCAUCACCUGUCUGGAGCAAAACAAAGAACCCUGGAAGGUGAAGACUCACCAGAGAGUAGUCAAGCACCCAGGUAUAUGCAAUCGUUCUACUGAAGACCAUUCACAGGAGCUUGGUAAAAAUAUUUUAUUCCCAGUGAUAAUCCUGAGAAGAUGUGAAAACUAUGGUCCUGAAAAUUUGAACUUAACAAAAGACUGGGAAAGGGUAUAUGAGUGUAAGGAGCAGAAAGUAUGUUACAGUGGACUGGACAAAUGUUUAGCAGCUCCUCUUGGCAAGAUCUACCAAUGCAGUAAAUGUUCACAUGUCAACAGAAAACUGUCAAAUCUAAAUACAAAUAAGCUGAUAGAAACUGUAGAGAAAACUUCUAAGUGUGAAAAAUGUGGGAAAACCUUAAACCUAUGCUCACACAUUGAAAAUCAUAAGAUAAUUCAUUUUGUGGAAAAGGAGCAAAAAAGUAAAGAAUGUUCCAAAGUCUUUAAAUCUUGCUCAGGCCUGUCUAGCCACCGUGGACUUUAUACUACAGAAGAACUCCACCAGCAUGAAAAUUAUGGCAAAUAUCUUAACCACAGCUCAAAAUAUUCUAAAUAUAAGAGAAUUUAUAAUGGAGAGAAACCCUACAAAUGUGAAGAAUGUGGCAAAACCUUUGGCCGGAAAUCAAAACUUUCGGCACAUCAAAGAAUUCAUUCUGGAGAGAAACCACACAAAUGUCAAGAAUGUGGCAAAGUUUUUAACCAGUACUCAAACCUUUGUAGACAUCAAAGAAUUCAUUCUGGAGAUAAACCAUACAAAUGUCAAGAAUGUGGCAAAGCCUUUAAUUGUAGUUCAAUUCUAACUAAACAUCAAAGAAUUCAUUCUGGUGAGAAACCUUACAAAUGUCAACAAUGUGGCAAAGCCUUUAAACAGUACUCAAAUCUUUCUGUACAUCAAAGAAUUCAUUCUGGAGAGAAACCCUACAAAUGUCAACAAUGUGGCAAAACCUUUAACCAGUACUCAAACCUUUCUGCACAUAAAAGAAUUCAUUCUGGUGAGAAACCCUACAAAUGUGAACAAUGUGGCAAAGCCUUUAACCACUACUCAAACCUUUCUUCACAUAAAAGAAUUCAUUCUGGAGAGAAACCCUAUGAAUGUCAGCAAUGUGGCAAAGCCUUUAAUUGGUACUCAAACCUUUCUAGACAUCAAAGAAUUCAUUCUGAGAGAAACCUUACAAAUAUGAACAGUGUGACAAGCCAAUAACUCACAUUCAAACCUGACUGUACACAAAAGAAAUGCUGGGGGAAGCCCUACAAAUAUGAAGAAUGUGGAAAUACGUUUACAUGUUUUUUUGUUUUUUUGUUUUUUGUUUUUGUUUUUGUUUUUUGCAGUUUCUGGCCAGGGCUGGGUUUGAACCUGCCACCUCUGGCAUAUGGGGCAGGCACCCUACUCCUUUGAGCCACAGGUGCUGCCCUGUUUACAUGGUUUUCAUAACAUGCUAAACAUAAAAGUAUUCACAUUGGAGAGAAACCAUACAAAUGUGAACAGUGUAGCAGUGCCUUUAAACAGAGCUCAAAUCUUACUACGCACAAAAUUCUUGUUGGAGAGAAAUAUUACAGAUGAGAAUAAUGUGGCAAAGAUUUUUUUAUUUCUUUUGUUUUGUUUUGUUUUGUUUUUUGACCAGGACUGGGUUUGAACCUGCCAUCUCCGGCAUAUGGGGCCAGCGCCCUACUCCUUUGAGCCAAGGUACCACCCUUUAUUUCUUUUUUAUUUUAUUUUAUUUUU
Nycticebus coucang (slow loris) is the source of this 2054-nucleotide messenger RNA. Its product is annotated as zinc finger protein 92-like. The transcript is spliced from 4 exons. The coding region runs from base 177 to 1532 and encodes 451 amino acids. Gene Ontology annotation, biological process: regulation of transcription by RNA polymerase II. Gene Ontology annotation, molecular function: RNA polymerase II cis-regulatory region sequence-specific DNA binding; DNA-binding transcription activator activity, RNA polymerase II-specific. Lineage: Eukaryota; Metazoa; Chordata; Mammalia; Primates; Lorisidae. The record is from RefSeq and is a predicted model, not a curated record. Gene Ontology annotation, cellular component: nucleus.